AUUGAGUUUAUGUUGUUUCCCUGAAGUCUUUUAAUUCUCCAAAUUACUUUUGCUUGCAGGGAUGGAGGUAAUGUCCAGCACCCCUCUAAGACUUCAUAGUUCUGUCUCAUUUUUUGCCCUCCCCAACAUUCCCUGUCCUUGCCUGUGAAACUUCUUAUCCCAGUUUCUCAGGUUUAGUUUCUUAAAUGUAUAGUUUUGGGGACAACCUUUGAAUUGACAUUGGAAAUUGCCAGUAGCGUUUGUCUGUAGUCCUAAUGUGAAGAUGAUGGAUCAAUUGCACUGUGAGAAUUAACUCUGUCCCCUAUGAAUAUGCUCUUCUUGCCCUACCCCCUACCAUAGUACAUAUGUUAGCAACAUUGUAAUUUUACUUUGGCGAUGUUUAACUGCCCAGAAACAUAAAAGCACGAUUCACUUGGUUUGAAAAGCUGCUGCUAAGAGUUCAUUGUUAUAUCAGUUUUGAAAAUCACUGACAAUUUUUUACAAACAUGCAUCCAGGACAGUUUUUUUUUUUCUCUCAGCUAUAUUUUUUUCUAUAACCUAUCUAUGCAUAUGUUUCCUUUCCACUCAGUGCUUUUUCUCAUAAUAUGGAUUUGACAUUUAAGAGGCAGUUUUUAAUUUGUUUGUACUUAUUUGACUUAAUAUAUGAUGUAUAUCCCACUGACUGUUGCCCAUUAAUGUUAUUGCUUUAACUAGAAGAACUUUUUCUUGCUAUAACUUGACAUAAGCAACAGUGCAAUUUUUUUUUUUCAUUUUCUAUGAUUUGUUCUUUGGUGCCUUGAACAUUUAAGUCAUUUUCUGUAUUGUGCCCCAGAUAGCAGCUUUGAACUAGUGGAAGAGGAGUGUUCUUAUAAGUCACGUUUGUUUUCAGAUGAAUGACCUGAGUGUUCCUAAGUUAUGCUGUUUUAAAAGGAAAUAUGAAUCUCCUUGUGAGGUGUUAUUUUUUACCAUUUUAAUACAACAGGUAACAAUGAUGUUCAUUGCUGGAAAAUUGAAUAGAUUGUAUUUUUUAUUUGAUGGAGGUACAUAUCUCUCACAUCUUAAAGCCUUGUUUGUGGGGUCUUCCUGGGGCUGUAUUUAAGUUGUAUGAAAGAAAGAUGGAAAUUCUGUUGGGUUUUGUCAGUUCGUUUUGUUGUCGUUUUUAAUCCAAUUAUAUAUGAUUUCCAUAUAGAUCUGCUUUUGAUGAGCAGGGCUUAUCUGGCAAAUUAAUUUCAGUUAAGAAAGCUUUCUUUAAGGCUGAGUCAUUUGUUAUUCUCCAGGAAACUAGAACAAGAAGGGCUGUGGUUGAUGCAGUAUUAGAAUAAGUAAAUGUAAUCUGUGUUUUUGUUUUAUGAGCUCUGUUACUUCAGUAUUGUCAGCUGAGCUUUCAUUUAUCUUUAGAGUUCAUUGGUACUUUUUCCAUUUCUUUUGGCUGAAUCGUAACUGAAGGAAUUUCGACGUUCUGUAUUGUUUACAAAUUGAGAUUCUGUUAUUUAAAGGCACUUAUUCUAUGUCUAAUUUAUUUCCAGUUAAUGGGAUGUUUUUCCAUAUUUUUGCUUUGCUUAGUUUAACAUAUAGUAGAAUGUAUUUUCUGUACUUCAUGGUGUUUUUAUGCUGUUCUCUAAUCAAUAUCAUAGUGCACUUUGAAUCACUGAUUGUCUUGACCGUGUUCUAACAUGCAUGGUCCAGAAUUAUUUUUUAAAUUGUUAUUUUAUUUUUUUAUCUCUUGGUGUUGUGGCAAAUAAGAUACAGGUGGAUUCUGCUUGCUAUCUUGUGCAUGGAAGCAGACUAACCAUGUUUAAUGCUUUACUCUAUGUUUACCUCCCCGUGCUGGUUCUCCAUCCUCCACCUCUGUCUAGUCAGGUGCAUUAUGUGAUACUUAUUUGUAUUGUGUCUUUUUUAAUCAAAGAAUAUUGCCCACGAUUUGGGCUGGCAAUUCUGCCAUUUGUUUGUAGAUUAAUUUUCAUUCUAAAUCUAAAAACCCAACGAUUUUUCUUACAAAAUAUGAUUAUUAAGUCUUGCAUGAAGAUGUGUGUCAGGCUCUUAUAGACUUGUUACCUUUUUUGUUCAGUAUAAAUGAAGGUGUAACCCAGAGAAUAAAAAGACUCUGUAUUAGUUUCCCCCCUCCCAUCAUAAAAUCUGAUAGAACUCACAUCUGACCUGUGCAGAGCUACUGAAAAUAGAGCAGCAAGCUUUUAAUAACUUGGAUAAAGCUGUACAUAUGACUGCCAGGGGAGCUGUGGUGUGGGGCAGUGAAAGUAACACUGGGCCUUUGACUCGAGCGUGAAGAUGGCACCUCUGUUCAUGUUGACCUACCUUGAUAAUUAGAAGGGCUGUAAUUGUUACUACUCAAAUUAAUGAUGCUUGUUUGAGAAUAUAUUGAGCUUAGACAACUGGACAUUUCAGCCUUUCAUCCAUGAUGGCUAUUGUGAAUGAUAUUUUGAUCUAUUCAGUGAAAUAUUGUAGGUUAUUACAAUGCAGCUUUUGUGAGGAAGCCAGUCUUUGAUGUAGUGGUUUAGUUUCAGGAUGCUGUCAAAAUAGUCUUUGCCAGCAUAGUUGCAGCAUACGGUCCUUGAUUUUGAAAAAUACUGAGCAGAUUGGCAUAUUCCAGCAAUGUGCUUGGAUUGUAAUGUAAAAAUACAACUUCAUUGCCAACAGUCCUGUAACAUAAAAGUGAAGCAGUUGGCACUAGGAGGGUGAUCAGCAAAAGUGGAAUCAGCGGACAGUUUGGGUUUUUAUAGAACACUUGAGAAAAGAGCAAAGUCUCUUAUUCAGUCUAUUUCUAGAAUUUCUUCAUGCUUGAGAGGCUAGGUAGGAGGACUGUACUUGAGAGUACCUCUUUGCUCUUGAGGUCAACUCCAGAAGCCUAUUGUAGGAGUUGGUGUCUUAGUGAAGAGGACCACUCUUGCAAGCAGGAAAAAGUUUGUCUGCCGUGAACAUAGAUCUCCAGAAGUUAAUUUACAAGGCUGCUUGUAGGGAUUCCGGUGUGUAUCUUUGAAGUGGGAAUCUUGAUUUAUUCCUCUUCACCCCUUUAAAUCCAUCAGGUACCUUUUUGUAGAGAGGCAUUAGAAGUGGUUAAAGCAAGUGUGAAGGGUCCCACUGAUCUGUAAUUAAAAUCACUGUUUUCCAGUGUCUCUCACUUAAAUACAUUUUCUUUUUUUUUCUCCGUUGGAUUGGGAUGGUAUCGCAAGUGUCUGAUUGAAAGGAAUUAAAGGAAUUAGAUAUGAAAGGAUAAUCAUGGGUCAAACCGGAAAAAAAUCUGAGAAGGGACCAAUUUGUUGGAGAAAACGCGUAAAAUCAGAAUAUAUGAGACUGAGACAGCUUAAGAGGUUCCGACGUGCGGAUGAAGUAAAGAGUAUGUUUAAUUCUAAUCGUCAGAAGAUAUUGGAAAGAACUGAAAUCUUAAAUCAAGAAUGGAAACAACGUAGGAUACAGCCUGUUCACAUCAUGACUUCUGUGAGCUCAUUGCGCGGGACCAGGGAGUGCUCUGUUACCAGCGACAUAGAUUUUCCGAAACAAGUCAUCCCUCUGAAGACUCUCAAUGCUGUUGCUUCUGUGCCUAUAAUGUAUUCUUGGUCUCCCCUUCAACAGAAUUUUAUGGUAGAGGAUGAAACUGUUUUACAUAACAUUCCAUAUAUGGGAGAUGAAGUGCUUGACCAGGAUGGUACCUUUAUUGAAGAACUCAUCAAGAACUAUGAUGGGAAAGUGCAUGGAGACAGAGGUGAGCCCAAACACUCAGAGUGUGGAUUUAUCAAUGAUGAAAUAUUUGUUGAGCUGGUCAAUGCCCUUGGUCAAUAUAGUGAUGAUGAAGAUGAUGAUGAUGGAGAUGACAAUCCUGAGGAAAGAGAUGACAAGCAAAAAGAUCGGGAAGGUAACAGGAUGGAGAAAGAAAGCCGCCCACCUCGGAGAUUUCCUUCUGACAAGAUAUUUGAAGCCAUUUCCUCCAUGUUUCCGGACAAGGGUACAGCAGAAGAACUGAAAGAGAAAUAUAAAGAACUCACUGAGCAGCAGCUUCCCGGAGCUCUUCCUCCUGAAUGCACACCGAACAUAGAUGGACCAAAUGCGAAAUCCGUUCAGAGGGAGCAAAGCCUGCACUCUUUCCACACGCUCUUCUGUAGACGCUGUUUUAAAUAUGAUUGCUUCUUACAUCCAUUCCAUGCAACUCCUAAUACUUAUAAACGAAAGAAUACAGAAACAGCAUUAGAUAAUAAGCCUUGUGGACCGCACUGUUAUCAACAUUUGGAAGGUGCAAAGGAGUUUGCAGCUGCCUUGACCGCUGAGCGUAUAAAGACACCACCAAAGCGCCCGGGUGGCCGCCGGAGGGGGAGACUUCCAAACAACACCAGCAGACCCAGCACACCAACAAUAAAUGUCUUGGAAUCAAAAGACACGGAUAGCGAUCGAGAAGCUGGAACGGAAACUGGAGGAGAAAACAAUGAUAAAGAAGAAGAAGAAAAGAAAGAUGAAACAUCGAGUUCCUCUGAAGCAAAUUCUAGGUGUCAAACACCAAUAAAGAUGAAGCCAAAUAUUGAGCCUCCGGAGAAUGUGGAAUGGAGUGGUGCAGAAGCCUCAAUGUUUAGAGUUCUUAUUGGCACCUACUAUGACAACUUCUGUGCAAUUGCCAGACUGAUUGGGACCAAAACGUGCAGACAGGUGUAUGAGUUUAGAGUAAAGGAAUCUAGUAUUAUUGCACCAGUCCCUGCUGAAGAUGUUGAUACUCCUCCCAGAAAGAAGAAAAGGAAACACAGGUUGUGGGCUGCUCAUUGCAGAAAGAUACAGCUGAAAAAGGAUGGGUCAUCGAAUCAUGUUUACAACUAUCAGCCAUGUGAUCACCCACGUCAGCCUUGUGAUAGCUCAUGCCCAUGUGUAAUUGCUCAAAACUUCUGUGAGAAGUUUUGUCAGUGCAGCUCAGAAUGCCAAAACCGGUUUCCUGGAUGUCGUUGUAAAGCACAAUGCAACACCAAGCAGUGUCCGUGUUACCUGGCUGUGCGUGAGUGUGAUCCUGACCUCUGUCUCACGUGUGGAGCAGCUGACCACUGGGACAGCAAAAAUGUUUCUUGCAAGAACUGCAGCAUUCAGAGAGGAUCCAAAAAGCACUUACUAUUGGCACCUUCAGAUGUGGCGGGCUGGGGAAUUUUUAUCAAAGAUCCUGUACAGAAGAAUGAAUUCAUCUCUGAGUACUGUGGUGAGAUUAUUUCUCAGGAUGAGGCAGACAGAAGAGGAAAAGUGUAUGACAAAUACAUGUGCAGCUUUCUGUUUAACUUGAAUAAUGAUUUUGUGGUUGAUGCAACACGCAAGGGCAACAAAAUUAGAUUUGCAAACCAUUCAGUAAAUCCCAACUGCUAUGCAAAAGUUAUGAUGGUUAAUGGUGAUCACAGAAUAGGAAUAUUUGCUAAAAGAGCCAUUCAGACUGGUGAAGAACUGUUCUUUGACUACAGAUAUAGCCAAGCUGAUGCCCUUAAGUAUGUGGGCAUUGAAAGAGAAAUGGAAAUCCCUUGACACCAGCUACCUCUUCUUUUAAACAAACAGCUGCCUUAUCUUCAGGAAUUUCUAGUACUGUGGGCAAUUUUAGAAAAAUAAAAACGAUGCAAUUUGAAAUUAUGUAUUUGCAAAGUACUGUAACAGUAAUUUAUAGUAACAAAUUUUAAAAAAAACAACUUUUUAUUGCCUUCUCACCAGCUGCAAAGUGUUUUGUACCUAUGAACUUUUGCAAUAAUGUGGUGUGGUACAUUUUUCAACCUUGAAUAAAGGAUACUUGAACUUCUUCAUUUUUACUGGAA
This is a messenger RNA of Pipra filicauda (Wire-tailed manakin), 5756 nucleotides long. It is a transcript of the gene EZH2, whose product is annotated as enhancer of zeste 2 polycomb repressive complex 2 subunit. Lineage: Eukaryota; Metazoa; Chordata; Aves; Passeriformes; Pipridae. The transcript has 20 exons. The record is from RefSeq and is a predicted model, not a curated record. The coding region runs from base 3214 to 5475 and encodes 753 amino acids. Gene Ontology annotation, biological process: chromatin remodeling. Gene Ontology annotation, molecular function: histone H3K27 methyltransferase activity; protein binding.